This is a messenger RNA of Danaus chrysippus (African queen), 1731 nucleotides long. NCBI's taxonomy places the organism in Eukaryota, Metazoa, Arthropoda, Insecta, Lepidoptera, Nymphalidae. The record is from the annotation of a GenBank genome assembly.
AUGCCAUCGACACACCUCAGCCUCCGCGAAGACGACGUAGUGCGUCUAGCAUUGGAGUUCCUGAACCUGCGCGACUUGCACAUCACCCAGCUAUCACUAGAGCGAGAGACUGGUGUCAUCAACGGCAAUUACGCUGACGACGUUUUGUUUCUGCGGCAACUGAUUCUAGAUGGACAGUGGGAUGAUGUACUCGAAUUCAUACAACCUCUCAGCGCUCUGAAAGCAUUUGAAGCUGAUAAAUUCAAUUACGCUAUUCUUAGACAUAAGUAUAUAGAACUUCUUUGCAUUAGAUCCGAAAUAAAGGCUUACAACAAUGUUGAAAACAUCGUUGAUGAAGUCGUCAAGGUCCUUAGCGACUUAGAGAAAUUAGCUCCUUCUAAAGAAGAAUAUUCUAAUUUAUGUCUUCUGCUUACACUUCCUAGUAUAACUGACCAUACACAGUUUAAAAAAUGGAACCCAAGUAAUGCGCGGGUCCAAUGUUUUAGAGAAGUAUAUCCUCUAGUAGAACAAUUUUUGCCUUGCGAUAAAAAAUCCUUUUCAAGUGGAACAGCGCCAAAAAGUGCGAAAAACGAUCGACUCAUGCAAUUACUUAUAAAGGGGAUUUUAUACGAAUCUUGCGUUAAUUACUGCCAGGCCAAAGCCACUGGAUCCAAAGAAGCCCAGACAAAUGAAGUAAACUUUUCCCGCUUAUUAGAUGGUUCCGGUUUUGACGAGUCGGACUUGAGUUUGUUGUCUUGGCUUCAGUCAAUCCCGGCGGAGACUUUUAGCGUACCAUUUGAGCAACGAAUGCUAAAUGUUGACGUAGAAAAGUUGGAGCGGCCGUCAUUGCAUACUUCUUGGACUGAACAUAUGCUUGUAACACCAAUUAAACCCCGCACCUUUCCGCACUUGGCCAUGCCAUUUAGAAGACCUCGGUCUGCAGCGGAUGCGAUGACAAGAUCUCUCCGACCUCUGCCUGACGGAGCACCUCGUCAUCCCGCGGUCAUGGCUCUAUCUGCAAUCGACUACAGCCCCUCUUCAUCGUAUUUUGCUGGUUUCCAUCUGACUGGAAUUAAAGGCAACAAGCUUAUGAACACGUCAGUGGAUAGAUUGUUUGAUAACAAAAAUUGUGACAGUAUUUACAACGGGCUAAAUGAAUCCUUGAAACCGAUCGAGGAGCAAUUGAAACCCAUCGGUGAAUAUACAAAGACCAAUGAGAACAGUAGCAUAGGAGCGUCCAACGCUACUACACCAGAGCAUAGAGCACACGAUUACUCGGCAUCUACAUCCAUAUCAACGGCUGCAGUUUCAGAGCGCCCUUCAACUGACGUUCUACCAGGUCCAGACGGUGACUUCCGUAGGGAAUUACUCAAAGAAUAUCAGAUGCAGAAGACGCGUGAGUGUGAUGACUACCUCCGCAAUCUAUGUUCUUCUGAAAUCAGGACACAGAAACCGCAGGAGCAAGUAGGUGACAGUGCAUCCGCUUUUCCCUCUACUGUGAAGUAUCCUGCGCCGUCUAAUGUGGAACAAAAUCAACCGUUACCGGACCAUACUAAGUACUUAAGAAAAAAUGAGAUCAACGAGUCUAUUGAAGUGCCGGAAACCCCUAAUCAUAACGCUGAUGAGGCUGGGCCUUUAUUUGUCCGACAAAUUGGACAUGUCCGCUUAAUCAGUUCUGUGUCACCAGUGGUACACUCUUAUACAAAGGUCACAUGUGCAACGCAAAAACUCCCCUCGGACAGUCGCUUGUGA